Molecule: messenger RNA, 681 nt
Organism: Striga hermonthica
Lineage: Eukaryota; Viridiplantae; Streptophyta; Magnoliopsida; Lamiales; Orobanchaceae
Source: the annotation of a GenBank genome assembly
AUGGGAAAUGCCCUGAGAUUCUUGUGCGGCCAAUGCUGCAAGCCGCCGCCGGACUCCGAUUCGGCCGGCCACCACGGCGUCACGGCGGCCACCGUCGGCGUCUCGGCCCUCGCCCAAGAUCUGUACAACUUCGAGAUCACUAACCAGGUCCCCCAAGAACUGAAUAAGCAUGUUGUCUCAUCAAGAAAAGCUCAAGCCAACUGGUACACUAAGCUUUCGGUGGCAUGGAGAGAAACAAAACCGCCUCCUAAAACGCCGGAAGAAGCUUCGAGGCUCGUAAUUCAGACCUUAAAGAGACAUCAGAAGGCAGAUGUUGAGGGAUUAUUGGCUUUCUACGGUCUCCCUCUACCGCAUGAUUUGGUCGAGCUCACUAUUGGUGCUCCUACAUCACAACCACAUGGACUCAAAUUCGAAUUGCACACUCUCCCGGUGGAUGUAAAGGCUGUAGCAGAUGGUGAUACAAUAACUGUAUAUGUUAGCACUAACGACGCUAGGGAGUCUUCGAAUGUUCCUCGAGGAGUCCAAGUUGCAGCUGUUCAAAGAUCUCAGGCUCGUGCUCAAAGAGAUUACCAUAGGGCUGAUGAACUUCACAGACAGAUUAUCGAUGCAGGAUAUAGGGUACUGAACAUUCAAAACCAGGAGGUCCUCGCAAGAAAAUACCGAAUAAGGCUAAGGUUGUGA